This is a messenger RNA of Myotis davidii, 841 nucleotides long. RefSeq names its product ras-related C3 botulinum toxin substrate 3 (rho family, small GTP binding protein Rac3) (gene RAC3). Gene Ontology annotation, cellular component: cytoplasmic vesicle; plasma membrane; cell cortex. The record is from RefSeq and is a predicted model, not a curated record. Lineage: Eukaryota; Metazoa; Chordata; Mammalia; Chiroptera; Vespertilionidae. The coding region runs from base 1 to 597 and encodes 198 amino acids. The transcript is spliced from 3 exons. Gene Ontology annotation, molecular function: GTPase activity; GTP binding; protein kinase binding. Gene Ontology annotation, biological process: establishment or maintenance of cell polarity; regulation of actin cytoskeleton organization; motor neuron axon guidance.
AUGGGACGGGCUCUGGCUGAAGACCCCGGGGCUGAGGGUUCUCUGCAGAUGGAGGAGGUGCCCUUUUGGCUCCGCGUGGGUGACUGGAAUCGACCCCUGAACCCUUCAGUCCACAGGCUGACACCCUAUCCACUGAGCCACACCGGCCAGGGCCCGGCUGGGGGUUCUUGUCCCCCAUCAAACCUAGUGGUCACCCGUGAAGCAGGACGGGCUCAGUGCGGGUCUCGGGGUGCCGUGGCCUGCUCUGUCGGGGACGGGCUGGGGGAGAAGCCCCUGUGGGGUCGGGUCAGAGCUCCGUCCCCACAGUGGUACCCGGAGGUGCGGCACCACUGCCCCCACACGCCCAUCCUCCUGGUGGGCACCAAGCUGGACCUCCGGGACGACAAAGACACCAUCGAGCGGCUGCGGGACAAGAAGCUGGCGCCCAUCACCUACCCGCAGGGCCUGGCCAUGGCCCGGGAGAUCGGCUCAGUCAAGUACCUGGAGUGCUCGGCCCUGACUCAGCGCGGCCUGAAGACAGUGUUCGAUGAGGCCAUCCGGGCAGUGCUGUGCCCGCCCCCGGUCAAGAAGCCGGGGAAGAAGUGCACGGUCUUCUAGCCCGGCCCGGGACGGCCCCACCCCUACCCCGUCUGCUGUUGUGUUGAGCUGUCCUGUGUCCGAGUCUGGGGGGGUACGGAGGGUGGGGAAGGGCUAGAAGCAUGGGGUGGGCUCGGGAGGUGGGGUUCAGCCAGGCUGCCUCCUCUGGGGGCGGCUCCAGUCUGCCCUGGAGGCUGGGAGGGAGCGGGGUCUCCCUCAGGCUGCGGGGCAGCCCCAGGAUGGGCUUCCCUGGGGGGAGGGGAGG